AUUCCAAAAUUUUAGUUUGUUGAUAUAUUAUUAUUAACAUUUUUGGCACUUUAACAUAAAUAAUGGAAUCUACUGUAAAUGAUCCACUUGCAAAAAUCAACAAAAAUUUAAAUAAGGAACAAAAGUUUUUAAAGAAAAAUGAAAAAGUUUUUGACCUCGAUGCGUACCCACAACCCAUUAAGGUUUGCUCAGAUGAACUUACGUCAGGUACCGAUGUUGCAGAGUCUAUACUGAGUGAGAAUCUAUUACAAAAUUUAUAUGAUAUGAAAUCCAACUUAAAGUAUAUGGAUGAACAAAUGAAUCGUAUAGAAAAUAGAUUUUGUGAGUUCGGAAAAUCUGAUAUUAAACAAAUACCUACAAUAGAUGGAAAGAAAGGAAAGAAAGAAUCCAACGAAACUAAACAACCGCAUGAAAACAACCAUCAUCUGAAGGCAAGUGAUAUCACACUUAACUCUUCACAAUUUUUAGAGAAGUCGCGUUUAAAUGAGCAUAUUCUUGGAAACUUCCAGUUUUGUGAUAAUUUCAAUAAUACGAGCUCUGGAAUACCAACACAACAUAAUUUUCUACCACAUGCUGAAGAGUUGGCUAACAAGUCUCAGGAAAAAGCUCAAUCAUAUGAGAGUUUCACUAGGCUUAAUUGCGGUAUUUCAGCUACACACUAUUGGUCUCCAUUUGUUAAAAAAACUGCAGUUGACAAAAGUGCACCAAGACAGAAAUUACGUGUACCUGAACACUGGCGCCAAAAUUUACAUCGCAAGUUAAGACCAUCUUUAUGUGAUGCAGAUAAUGAAAAAUAAUUUUAUAUGUAUUUAAUAAUUAAAACAGUAGAUCUCCAUAAGCAAAAUUUCUGAUUUUCUAUAUCAUAGGAAAUCAAGUAAUAAAAAAAUUGAUUACAAGCUCAAUUCCUCAAUAA
Molecule: messenger RNA, 913 nt
Organism: Teleopsis dalmanni
Lineage: Eukaryota; Metazoa; Arthropoda; Insecta; Diptera; Diopsidae
Exons: 2
Coding region: 63-797 (244 amino acids)
Source: RefSeq, a predicted model, not a curated record